AUGUCUGCUGGUUCUGUUCUCGUCACCGGUGGCACGGGCUACAUUGGCUCGUUUACCGCCCUCGCCCUGCUCGAUGCGGGCUACAAGGUCGUCGUCGCUGACAACCUGUACAACUCCUCCGCUGAGGCUUUGAACCGCAUUGAGUUGAUCUCGGGCAAGAAGGCCGAGUUCGUCCAGCUCGAUGUCACCGACGAGAAUGGCUUCGACAAGGUCUUCGAGGCCCACCCCGACAUUGACAGUGUCAUCCACUUCGCCGCCUUGAAGGCUGUUGGCGAGUCCGGUGAGAAGCCCCUGGACUACUACAUGGUCAAUGUCUACGGCACCAUCAACCUCCUCCGCUCUAUGGUCAAGUACAAUGUCACCAACAUUGUCUUCUCCAGCUCGGCCACCGUCUACGGCGAUGCUACCCGCUUCCCCAACAUGAUCCCCAUCCCCGAGGAGUGCCCUCUGGGCCCCACCAACCCCUACGGCAACACCAAGUUCGCCGUCGAGACUGCCAUCACCGACGUUAUCAACGCUCAGCGCAACAACGCCAUCAAGGCCGGCAAUGACGCCGAGGCCCAGAAGUGGAACGGUGCCCUGCUGCGCUACUUCAACCCUGCCGGUGCCCACCCCUCCGGCAUCAUGGGUGAGGACCCUCAGGGUGUCCCAUACAACCUGCUCCCCCUGCUGGCCCAGGUCGCCACUGGCAAGCGCGAGAAGCUGAUGGUCUUCGGCGACGACUACGCCUCCCACGACGGCACCGCCAUCCGUGACUACAUCCACAUCCUCGAUCUGGCAGAUGGCCACCUCAAGGCUCUCAACUACCUGCGUGCCAACAACCCCGGCGUUCGGGCCUGGAACCUGGGCACCGGAAAGGGCUCCACUGUCUAUGAGAUGAUCAAAGCCUUCUCUGCCGCCGUCGGCCGUGACCUUCCCUAUGAGGUCGCUCCCCGCCGUGCGGGUGACGUCCUGAACCUCACUGCCAACGCCAACCGUGCCACCACCGAGCUCGGCUGGACCCCUAAAUUCACUCUCGAGCACGCUUGCGAGGACCUUUGGCGCUGGACCAAGAACAACCCCCAGGGUUACCGCCAGCAACCCCCGGCGGAGCUGCUGGCUCAGCUGAAGAAGUAA
Molecule: messenger RNA, 1116 nt
Organism: Penicillium macrosclerotiorum
Lineage: Eukaryota; Fungi; Ascomycota; Eurotiomycetes; Eurotiales; Aspergillaceae
Product: NAD-dependent epimerase/dehydratase family protein
Exons: 3
Coding region: 1-1116 (371 amino acids)
Biological process (GO): beta-D-galactose catabolic process via UDP-galactose, Leloir pathway
Cellular component (GO): cytosol
Molecular function (GO): UDP-glucose 4-epimerase activity
Source: RefSeq, a predicted model, not a curated record